AAUAAUAAUAUAACACAUUUGGAAAAUAUAAAUCAUAUUCUCAUGGACAAAGAAAAAAAAUUAUACAGCAGGAAAUUAUUAGAACAAAAAAAUAGUUAUAAUUUAAAAUUAAUCAAUUUUUAUAAAUUAGAAAUAAACAAAUUAAGAGAAUCGCUCUUGUCUCUUAAAACAUAUUAUUACAACUAUAAGAUUAAAUCAAAGAAAAACAUCAAUGAACUUAUUAAUCAAUAUGAAAGAAUAAAAUACCAAUUUAUUGAAUUACAAAAGAGACAAAAAAGCUAUGAAAAAAAUUUCCAGAAAAAGUAUGCAAAAGCUUGGGAUCUUCAAAGAAAAGAAGCUAUGAUAUAUAUCGAAAAAUUAAUAAGUGCUAAUAAAAUUAUACAUGAACAAAUAUUCUUAAAAGAUUUCCAAGAAACUAAUUAUAAAUAUUUAAUACAAGAAAAUAUCCAUGUAGUGACAUCACAUAAAGAUGAUGAAAAUACGGUGAUACAAAUGAACAUGAAGAAAGUGACACCUGAACAAAUAGAAAAAGUUAAAAAGUUAUUAUUACAAGAAUGUUUAUUUCUUAUAGAUGAAACGAAUAUAAAAGAUGAAGAAGAAAAGAUAAGAAAAAUAUUAAAUUAUAUAGGAGUACACACAAAAGAAGAUCUAGAAUUAUUAACUGAAUUAUUCUACAUAGAUGCUGAUGAAGAAAAUUACCUCAUAAACAAAUUUAAUAAAAACGAAGACGAUAAUAAUAUACUAUAUAAUUCAGAAUAUGCAUUAGAUAUUAUCCUCAAAUAUUAUCAAGAGAAAGAAAAAGAAAAUACUUGUAGAAUAUCAAAAGAUAAACAAAAAUAUAAAAACAGAUUAAAUAUAUCCUUAAA
This is a messenger RNA of Plasmodium reichenowi, 866 nucleotides long. RefSeq lists its product as hypothetical. Gene Ontology annotation, cellular component: axonemal dynein complex; axoneme. NCBI's taxonomy places the organism in Eukaryota, Apicomplexa, Aconoidasida, Haemosporida, Plasmodiidae. The record is from RefSeq and is a predicted model, not a curated record. Gene Ontology annotation, biological process: cilium-dependent cell motility; regulation of cilium movement; axonemal dynein complex assembly. The transcript is spliced from 7 exons. The annotation marks the transcript as partial.